Pangasianodon hypophthalmus (striped catfish) is the source of this 5477-nucleotide messenger RNA. It is a transcript of the gene nell3, whose product is annotated as NELL (neural EGFL like) family member 3. Gene Ontology annotation, molecular function: protein binding; calcium ion binding. The record is from RefSeq and is a predicted model, not a curated record. NCBI's taxonomy places the organism in Eukaryota, Metazoa, Chordata, Actinopteri, Siluriformes, Pangasiidae. The transcript is spliced from 5 exons. Bases 202 to 2967 code for a protein of 921 amino acids.
GAGGGGGAAGUGAGGGGUUAAGUCCUGCCUGAGGAAACCUGAUGCUGAUGGAGAGAGAGAGAGAGAGAGAAAGAGAGAGAGAGAGAGAGGGAGUUUGGGGUUUGGGGCAGAGGGACAGACAGAGAGACACGGCGCCUCUGGAGAGAUGCUGAGUGCACGCUGACAUUACCAACACAGAGCUGAAGAUCAGACAGCAGGUAGAUGAAUGAAUUCAAGAUGACGCCAGUGAGAAUCAUGCUGUUCCUGUGGUGUCUCCUCGGGAUGUGUGUGUCAGCAGGGAGUGUGUCAGAGCCGUGUAAAGGUUCUCGCUGCUUGGAGUUGGGGGAGUCUAGACCAUGUUCAGGGUCACACUGUGGCUCGGGCAGAUCAUCCAGACCAACACGUCAACACAACCCAAUAACACACAGCAGAUCUGCACCAACCCACCAACAUGGAGUCUCACACCUUUCUUCACCCGACAUGCUGGAGUCACACACAGCUUCUCAUUCUCACACUCACACAAGGGAAAGGAUGCGGAUUGCCGAGGUUGCAGGUCACACGUGCACUGGAGCAGAUUGCAUUACCAAAAGACCACCGCAGGCCAUUAACGAUACACGAGAGUGCAGGGGACUGGAGUGUAGACUGCCUUUAAGAAUCAGGACCAAGCCCAGAGUGAGGCCGUGCCCUCCAGAAGGCUGUGGACCUGGCUCAGACGACGCUCCCGUGCACGUUCCGGACAGAGCUGCUCAGUUUCUGGGGGAAUUUCCGGAUAUCGGAUAUCCUUCAUCGGAACUUGGAGGCGCACCGCUGGGAGUGCAGCUUACAUGUGACAUCAAACCAGGAGAGAAUGAGGUUCCAUCGGAGGAUGCCCUUGUCCUGCACCUGCAGCUCUCCAAAGGCCAGGAGAAGCUGGUGGAGGCUCUGCGGGCUCAGCAGUUAGUGAUCCGUGACCUACAGCAGCGUCUGGAGGAGCAGCAGGGAGCACUCCUGGCCCAGCAGCGUGAGAUCCUGGAGCAGCAGCGGCGCAUGUACGAGCAGAUGGACGUGGUGAAGGCGCAGUACGGCAUGCUGUCCGAGACCGUCAAGCAGGUGUCCUUCCAGGGCCUGCAGGGGGAGCUGCAGAGUUAUUUGGAAAGCCAGUUGGCAGGCGUGCAGAGCCAAGCUCGCAGCCACCUGCAGAAGUCGUAUGCCAUUCAUAAAACGGAUGCCAAGAUGAUGGACGUGACUGGGCACACAGAUCACGCUCAGCUCGGCUGUCGCAGCGCAUGUGGCCCUGAAGAGUACUGCAAUUUUCAAAUGCAGCCACCGCAGUGCCAACAGUGCACCAUGUGUCCACCUGGGUUCUUCCUGGUGUCCCAGUGUUCACCCAAUGCUGACAGGAUUUGCCAGGACAGAGAUGAAUGCCUAGAAAUCCCAACCGUGUGUGGAGAGAGAGUGAAAUGCCUCAAUACACCAGGUGGCUUUCGGUGCUUGGGGGUGUCUGAAAGAGAGAUCUCUUCAGGCCUGUGUGGUCACGAGUACUUCUACAAUCAGGAGCUACAGGAGUGCCAAGCGUGUUCAGACUGCGAUGGGGAGCCCAUAGCUGUUCCGUGUAGCACUGUGAGCGACGCUGUGUGUGGAGUGAUCUCGGAAAACACGUUCUCUCAGUCCUGGUCUGCCUCUGUCACUUUACCCCCGGCUCGAACAAAAAGCAGCGCGGUGUUCCCAGGUCUGCAGCUGAGCGUAAUGGGAAAGGACGGAAGCGACCUUCUGGUCAGCCAUGACGGUUCCAUCAGCCUCCAUCAGCAUGGUCUGCUCUGGCUGGAUCACAACUUUGCCUUGAAGCACAGCUGCCGCAACUUCCUGCAGGUUGGUGUGAGGCUUAGUGGUGGCAGUGAGGAGGAAGGUCGUGACCUCAGUGGUGUACGGGUGGAGCAGCCAGAGAGGAAGCACUUCCAGGGUGUGAGUGUGAGUGCAGCGGCUGAGGUGGAGCCCAACCAGACUCUGUGGCUUCUGCUCAAGAGCCCAAACCAGCACUGUAAUCAGAGCAAAGAGAUGCAGCUUUACGAACUCGGAUCUUCCGCGUUCAGCCUGCUGUGGCUGUCACAUGACACCGGAGCUGUUGCAAUGACUGCUCAGACGUCCACGGCACCUCACUACCAUGGUAACUAUCGGCCAUCCUUCCGUGUUGCUACCGUCUCUGACCCAUACGUAGUGGCAUUGACUCAUGACAACCGUGGAAUUCGUUUCACCGAGCGAGGCAUUGUCAAGUUUGUCCUGCAGCAGGCACUCUAUGCCAUGGGCCACACGUGUGUCCGUGAAGGCUUCUCACUAGUUGCCUACAUUAAUGCAAACGGGACCAACCAGGAAGUAAUGCGCUCAUUUAAAACCGGUGUCAACUAUCGGGACACCUCCAUCACCUUGUCUGCUACUACCAUCGUGGACUCGGGUGAUUGGUUAAACUUUGAGAUCUUCACUCCCUCACAGUGCAAUGUCCGGUACUUUGGAGACAGCUCUGGAAUUAGCAUGCUAAGUCUGCUCUGGAUUCCAGCAGCCAUUUCCUCAUCUCUAAUGGCCACCGUGUCCAGGACAGGCCUUCCAUCUGGAGCUGUGAGGAACAAACCGUUGUUGUUUCAGCAGGUUGGUCCGGAUGCCGAACACAUCCGGCUUGCUGGCGCAGGACACCAACACCCACAGAGGAAUUUUGUUUUCCAAGAAGCCGGGACAGCCAACGUGGCACUCACUGUGAAGCUCAUCCACUCGUGCAAUGUGGUGAAGCUGGUGCUACACCAGCAGGGCCAGGACAAGAAGAAUUCGGCUCUUCUGGCGCAGCAGGUCGGGGGUCAGAUGCCCGAAGGUAGCGAAUGGACUAGUGUUGGUGUCAGAGCAUCUUUCGAGGUCCAGAACGGCACAGCCAUUUACAUCACGCUGGACUGCGUACGUGGACGCAUCAAUCAAAUCACACACGACGAAGGUGCCAACAUUUCCAUCCUCUGGGUGGCUGCGUGACACCAGGAUUUCACCGCUUCUCAUUCUUGCUCUUGUCAGGAACAGGUGCUUUCAGAAAAUCAUGGCCAUUGUUGGCGUAUGCACAGAAAAACGAGGUACACUAUAGAAUGAAUUCCUUAUCUGUGGUCGCAAGUUAGCACCAUUUUUAAUGAAAAAGAAAUAUAAAUAAAUAAAUAAGAAUAGAAUAGAAAAAGAAAAAGAAAAUGGUGCUUUGGUUUGGUGCUUGUGGUCUGGACAAAACUAAGCAAAUUGUUGGCAGGGCUAAUAUUCAAUAAUUUUGAAAUAUUAUAUCUAUAAUGCAAAGGUGCUAUUUAAAUCAAGUUAUAUCCUCUGUUUAUUUGUUGUUUUAUGUUUCUUGCAAUGUUGUUUGUUUAUCGAGUUUAUAGUGUCUGUGUUUAUUUUGCUUAAGUUGCAAAUUCUAAUCAAUUUCUGAACAAGUACUGAUUGUUUUCCAAGUACUUCGGCUGGUUGAGCAGUGACCAAUCUUUAUUGAGGGAGUGAACCUUUUGAUUCUGCUUAAUGUUGAGAUGAUUGUGUGUGUGUGUGUGUGUGUGUGUAGAGGGGUAUGAUGUUGGCAUGCAUAUAUAAAAUGCUAUUCCACAUUCUGAUACCUUAAACAUUGUACAGUCAUGGGAGAAUUGUUAAAGCGCAUUGAUAUUCAAAGGAUAUGUUUAUUUUAAAAUCUUUUUAUCUUAAUUAUGCACAUAUAUCUUUUUCAUUUUACAUUUUCACUUUACGAUAAAGUUUUUAAUUGAAAUUUAUAUUGGAAUCCCUGUAAAGUAAAUAUACACAAAUAUUUAUAUAAUCAAAUACAAAGAAUAUAUUUAUAUAGGAUAUGAUGCAUACAUAACUCUUUGUUGUAUCUUCCUACAGUAAUUUAUAUGGAAAUAACGUAAAGGAGAAAAAAAGCAGUACAUAGAGUUGAGUGCAAAAGUUUGCACCCCCCCCAACCCCCAAGGUUUCUGAGUGGAAAAACAAUUAAAAUAUUGUUUAUCUUGAUCUUGACCGACCAUAGCAAUGUCAACGAAACGGCCACUGGCAAUUAGUAGAGAAAGCAAGUGCGUCAAGCUUCAAUGGCAAAUCAAUCAAACAAACACACAAACAAAUUUCCAUGAAGUACAUGAAAAAAUAUAUACAUCUCCUGUGGUUUCUGAAUGAAGUAAAUGAAAACAUAUGUGUUUUUCACUUCAUCUCCCAAUGAAUUAGUGAAUCAAUGAAUCAAUCAGUCAAUCAAAUAAAUACUGUAAAUCAAUUCCACGAGGUUAAAAAUAUGUGGGUGUAUUCUUCAGCAAAACAAUAAAUUAAAGCCAAAUGCAAAAUUAGCAGAAUAACAGAAAAAAGAAAUAAGUGAAAAUAUUAAAACAGAGACGCUCCAAACAUUGCUGAAAAGAAUCAAAAGAAGAAGAAGAGGCAGCUGUAGAGGAAAAGUGAGGGCUUACAAGUGUGUACUGCGAAUUGACCAGUUUUAAACUGAUACAAUUUUUUUUCAUUAUUAAUAUCUGUUAACAUACACUAUUUAAACUUCAUUUGUUUCUUGCAACAUUGAAGAUCUGUAAAACAGAACACACUAAAUGUAUAUAAAUUGCAUUAAUUAGGAUUACUGCUUUUGGCUUAAGGGUGUACAAACUUUUGCAACUGGUCUCUGGUUAAUUCACUUUAAAUCAUUGUUGUGUGUUAAACAAUUUAUGUGUGUGUACCACUCUUAUAGUAAUUACAGAUAACAUUAAGUUUUAAUAUUAUGAUAAUUUCCUGACGUUUUAUCACAGUUGAUAUCACAUGGAUUAUGGAAUUAUCACAAUAUUGUUUUAAAUUCUUACAUGUUUAUAUGUAGUAACUGUAGCUGGAGUGAAAUGUCUGUCCAUCAUGUUUUUUCAAACUUUUUUCAAAAUUUUUCUCAUUCUCUGAAAAUAAUCAAUGGGAUUGCCUUCUCCGAGGACACACAUGAUGCUACGAAAUAAAGAACAUUAAAAGAUUUUACACUGCCAUCCUAACAGAACAAACCCAGAAAUGCUGCCUCCUUCUGACUGAGACACAGGAGGCAUGAGAGUAUUUUUAAGCGUCUAUGAUAACAGUAUUGUGCAUGUUGAAUAUCUCAAUCUAUCGUGUAACCAAUUUUCAGCCCAUGCUUAAAAAAAUUGCAAUCAUUCAGAUGCUUGUGCUUGGAACUGUGCAGUGACUGCUAAUUUAUUUAUUCUGCAAAAAAAAGAAAAAAAAAAUCUGUGGAAUGAAAUGUGGUAUUUUCUGGUAUCUAUUUUGACAGAACUUUUAAACCGUUUUAGCAGAAAAGUUGUCAGAUUUUUUUUUUCCAACUGGGAUCUCGUGUCUUGUAAAAACCAUGAGAGAUGUUCAAGUGGAUUUGAUUUAAAUUAGAUUUAAAUUGCACAUGAUAUGCACCAUCUCACCCUCUAAUGGUUUACAGUUUCAGCCGCAUUCUUGACCCGUUGCUCAGAAAGCAAAGGACAUACUGUUGGAUUUUCUUUGCACAGAGUCCAAUAAAAGCAUUUGAUAGA